Electrophorus electricus (electric eel) is the source of this 4938-nucleotide messenger RNA. The record is from RefSeq and is a predicted model, not a curated record. NCBI's taxonomy places the organism in Eukaryota, Metazoa, Chordata, Actinopteri, Gymnotiformes, Gymnotidae.
AGAGGGAGAAGGAAUUCGGACGAAAAAAGCUGCUGCCAUUUGUUAGCAACAAACCUGACACCUUAAGCAGACAGCAGAAACAUAGUAAAUCUCAUUCAUUGUUUUAUUUUAUAGUAAUUCACCUAUUUUAACUAUCACUAUCAGAGCCAAUAAGGAUCAUUUCACAGCAUGUAGUUUCUCAUUCUGGACAACCUGGAGUUUCUUCAAUUAUGUUCAUAAUGGUGAUAUUUGGGGUGAAAAUAAAUGACUGAAAUGGUUAAUAAUUUUAUAACCUCUUCAUGUUACACUUGUCAGUGACCCCAUAGCUUUCAUGGGUUCAUCGUUUAAACUGCAUGUCUUUUUUUAAAGGCCUGGAUUGUGAGUUAAGAAAUUAUUGUUAUGUAACUGGCAAUCAGUUUGUGCCAUUUCUUGGAGCAGUCUUCCCAAAAUGCAGCGUACUCUACAUUCUGAGCUUGGAGGGCUGUGAUUGUUGGUGGUGACGCAUUGCUUGGAUGUCUACCGGCUACUCGAUCACCAUCGCUCCAGUUUACUUUAUACCCUGUUGGAUACAGUUUGGACUCAGUUCAGCCUCGUCAGUCUCUUUUCCGGAGUCAUACCAGUACUGUCAAGAGACUUUACAGAUCUGGACAUGCGGUUGCACUGGGCAAGGAAAGGCGUAGGGGAUGAGGGAAAUAAGACGUGAAAGAAAUGAAUGGUAGGAGGUGAGGGCAGCGGGAGUAUUGAUGGAGCUGGGCUUUUGUGCAGCUGGUCCUACACUGUUGGCAUGCAGGCUGCAGCGUGAGAGCCAAGGACGGUGGAGCAGUGGGUACUCCAGCAAGAUGUUACCACCUGCUGGCACCACCUCAAGGACACGGAUGCCCCUACUCUGGGAGCGGGAAGCAGAAGAGGGAAAUGAUAAGCGUGCAUCCAUUCCUCCUGUGGUGGUGAGGGAAACCCAAUAGGAGCUGCAUAGGGAUGGGACUGCAAGGCUUCCCUGGAGCUAAUGCCCACUAAACACAGAAUCCCCGUGGGAGCAGAGCUGCAUGCCGUAAACGGAUCCGGAAUUAGAGAACCGAGAUACUGGAACAAGCACCAAAGCGUGAAUUGUGAAUAUGGUGAAUUGUGUGAUUCUGAUGUAUCGUUUGCUUUCCUCCGGCUUUUCAUUUCUUUGCUUGCUGUGUUCAUUCACUGUAGAACCAGGCUGACAGAAUCAAGCCUCUCCACCUCCAUGCUCAAAUGUUUACUGUUCAGAGCGGCGCCCUGCACUGCAAAACAACGCGCGGAGUGGCUAUUCACAAUUUUAAAAUACAACCCCACACAAUUCGAAACACAACAUGCAAACAUUGGCUUCUUGCUCUCACUAGAAUCUAUUUUCCAAUAAAAUGUUAACGCCCUCCAAAAAAAUAAGUUUGUAAAAUCUGCCCGAUUCCUCAAACCAUUAAAAUCACAAAAUUGGACUGCACAUUCCAGAGUCGAAGUAAUUUAAAGAGCUGCACACUCGCGUUUGGACACCUGUCAAAACGUUACACGGCAAUAGGCAAGCGUGCAUUAUUUUCAGCGAUGAGCUGUGUGGAGAGUAAGUGGUUAAUAGGAGGAGGACAUGCGUUGCAGCAUCCAAUGCAGCAGGGGGCGCUAAUACGCAGCGGUGGAGCUGUUCGGUCUGUCGUGUGUAAUGAGUGGUUGUGUUUGUAUCGUUGGGAAAGCUAGUGUAAUCACUAACUGUGUACGCAUAUUUGUAGACAUACUAGUGCACUUGGCUAUUUAGCUAAAGAGUAAACAUCUCCAGCCCACGUCGUUAAAACACAACGCUUGUGUUGAUAUGAGCCGUGGCCUUUAGUUAGCUAGCUAGCCUAGCCAGAUUUUUUUUUGGCCCUGCAGUUUUUGCUGAUAACCUACAACGUGAAGGACAUGGCGAGCCCAUUGCUUGAGUUCGAAACAGAGAUGUUUCUGAGUCUCUUCAGUACUGAUGGCUUGCUUGUCACAUCAGAGGGACUUGGUAUCGACCGCAUUCUCUUACACUUUAUGAAGCUCUACUCAGAGGAAGGUAGUCUGGUACUGCUGCUGAACACAACUACCCCAGAACAGGAGUACUUCACAGAGAGGUUGAGAGCUGAAGGUGUAAGCCACCUUCCCCAGACCAUAAACAGUGAUGUACAAAACAGUGAGCGCUACGAAGUAUACACGCAAGGAGGAGUCCUGUUUGUGACCAGCCGAAUCCUGGUGGUUGACUUCCUGACUGACAGAAUUCCUGCUCACCUAAUUUCAGGCAUCCUAGUCUACCGCGCCCAUAAGAUUAUUGAGUCCUGCCAAGAGGCCUUCAUUUUGAGACUGUACCGCCAAAAGAACAAGACUGGAUUCAUCAAAGCCUUCACAGAUAAAGCCACCGCUUUCUCAACUGGCUUUUGUCAGGUUGAGCGAGUUAUGAGGAACCUUUUUGUAAAGAAGCUCUUUCUCUGGCCCAGGUUCCAAGCCUCAGUGAACACUGUACUGGACAGGCAUAAGCCGGACGUGGUUGAGCUGCAUGUGCCCUUGACCCCAGCCAUGAGGGCCAUCCAGAGCUCCAUUCUGGACAUCAUGAACGCCUGCCUGAAGGAGCUCAAACGCUAUAACCCAACUCUGGAGGCUGAGGACCUAUCCCUGGAGAAUACACUUGGAAAUGCCUUUGAGAAAACCAUUCGGCAUUACCUCGAUCCCCUGUGGCAUCAGCUGGGAGCCAAGACCAAAUCCCUAGUGCAGGACCUGAAGAUCUUACGCACUCUGCUACUCUACCUCACUCAGUAUGACUGCGUCACUUUCCUCAAUUUGCUGGAGUCUCUGCGCUCCAGCCAGAAGAACUUUGGCAGCAAUUCAGGAUGGCUGUUCCUGGACUCCAGCACGUCUAUGUUUGUGAACGCCCGUAGUCGUGUUUAUCACAUUCCCGAGUUGAAAAAGAAGCUCAAAGUUGGUGAAGCAGACCAAAAACCAAGCCCCACGGCCCCUCUGAAAAGACAGCUUGUGCUAGAAAAAAAUCCGAAGUGGGAGGCUCUGUCAGAAGUCCUGCAGGAGAUUGAGAAGGAUAAUAGCAGCUGUGAGCAUGAACCAGGCCGUGUGUUGAUAUGUGCCAGCGACGACAGGACGUGUGCUCAGCUAAAGGAGUACAUCCAGAGAGGUGCAGACUCACUGCUCAACCGACUUUACUCACGCACUAUUGGGAAAGACGAGUUCACACCAGCCCCCGAGAAGGCCAAACAGGGUAACGGCCGGCCUGGAAAAGGCUUGGGAAAGGCCAACAAAGGCAAGAAGUCUAAACCUAAAAAUUCCAAGGCCAGCACGAAGACCCUGCGAGCUUCACUGACCCUCACUCAAAUGGUGGGGCAAGAGAAGGAGGCAGAGGUGGAGCAGAUUGGCAGCAGUGAGGAUGAAGGAGAGCAGGAUGGAGAGGUGGUGGUGGAGGAGGAAAACGACAUUCUCUUAAACCUUUCCUCAGAUUCCUACUAUGGUAUUCUCAAAGAGCCACUGAUUGUUAUCCACCCACUGAAAGGAUGCAUGGAUCCGUACAGUCUAACCCGAGUGUUGCAAGAAGUGGAGCCUGUGUUCGUGGUGCUUUAUGAUGCUGAGCUCAGCUUCGUGCGUCAGCUGGAGGUGUACAAAGCCAGCAGGCCAGGCAAACCUCUCAGGGUGUAUUUCCUUAUUUACGGAGGCUCGACAGAAGAACAGAGGUAUCUUACUGCUCUGUGUAAAGAGAAACAAGCCUUUGAACAUUUGAUAAGAGAAAAGGCCACCAUGGUUGUUCCAGAAGAGAGGGAGGGUCGGGAGGACACAAACCUGGACCUGGUCCGCAGUCAGGAGGCCGCACUUGAGGCCAACAACACCCGCAAAGCAGGUGGGCAGGAGGGGGUAAAGAAGGUGUCUCGUGUCAUCGUAGACAUGAGGGAGUUCCGAAGCGAGCUUCCUUCUCUGCUGCACCGGCGAGGGCUUGACGUUGAGCCAGUCACUCUGGAGGUGGGCGACUACAUCCUGACCCCCGAGAUCUGCGUGGAGCGCAAGAGCGUGAGCGACCUGAUCGGCUCGUUGCAGAGCGGCCGCCUCUACUCCCAGUGCCUCUCCAUGAGCCGCUUCUACCGCCGGCCCGUGCUCCUCAUCGAGUUUGACCCCGCCAAGCCGUUCUCGCUCGUGGGCCGCACCGACCUGCGCCAGGAGAUCUCCGCCACCGACGUCACAUCCAAGCUGACCCUCCUCACCCUCCACUUCCCACGCCUUCGGCUGCUCUGGUGCCCCUCUCCUCACGCCACCGCUGAGCUCUUCCAGGGGCUCAAGCGUGACCGUCCGGAGCCCGACGCCGCUGCGGCGCAGGCCGUCACGGCGGAGUCGGAGACGGUUGGGGAAUCUGCAGACCUGUACAACCCCGGGCCCUAUGACCUCCUCCUCCGCAUGCCUGGAGUCAACGUCAAAAACUUCCGGUGCCUCCUCAAGCAUGCGACCAGCCUGGCUGAGCUGGUUACUCUGAGCCAAGAAAAGCUUAGCGAGAUUCUUGGCAGUACAAGUAAUGCCCGGCAACUUUAUGAAUUCCUACACAAUACUAGAGAUCUAAACUCUGUGCAGAAGAACAAACAGACUUUAAAAAGUUAGCAGGUAAACAAGCCUGAUGUCUAAUGUCAGGUUUGUCUUAAUGCCUGGGAAUUAAAUGACGGACAAAUUAAUUGCAUUUUUAUACAUGUGUAAUGUAAUAAUGUACAGUGCGUUUAUUUUGUAUUGUUUCUGUACAGCUGUGUUUUUAAAGGAUUCUGUCAUGAAAUUCUUUGAUAAAAAUGUUUGCCCUACAGUGAAAUAUUUUUAAAUGCAUCAUCACAGGUUAAGUGUAACAGUAACUAAUGUGGCAUAAUAAUUUUUAAUAUAUGGGAUGUAGAAUUGCGCUUAAUGGCAGUAGAUGAAAUUAUUUCUAAACCAAAAAUAAAAAGUGAUUAAAAGCAUUACGGUAAA